This is a messenger RNA of Lates calcarifer (barramundi perch), 2109 nucleotides long. RefSeq names its product sarcolemma associated protein b (gene slmapb). The record is from RefSeq and is a predicted model, not a curated record. The transcript is spliced from 11 exons. Bases 368 to 1588 code for a protein of 406 amino acids. Lineage: Eukaryota; Metazoa; Chordata; Actinopteri; Centropomidae.
AGUGGAACUAUGUUAAAGCUAACAGCUAAAAUUAGCUAACGUCAAACUUAACAGCUGCAUCUCCAAUUCAUAAUUAGUAAUUAGCUAAUGCUAGUUAGCCAUUUUAGCCCAUUCACACUAACCCACACAUAAUUCGGAGUUGUUUGAUGGUCUUUGUGUUUACUGGCCUCAGUCCAACAAUAGCAGGGAGGUCUUGUACGCAGUGUUUGUCAUCCCACUCGGUGCCCCCCACCCCCUUUCAGUGCUUGGACUGCUCCAUUUCGCAUCUGAAAAAAUCUGACAGUUGGAGAAGAGUCAUUCAUGUCAGGGACUGCUGUAGCCUCAGCACUAAGAGUACUGUAGCUCCUGGAUCACAUCAGAUAAGCAAAUGGAUGAGAAAGAGCUGAGUGAUCCCCUGAAUAACGUGUCACUGAUUAAAGACGAUCUGACCAGGUCAAACAUGGGGUCCACCGGUGACUCUGAAAAAAUAAUCCAGCGCCUGAAUGACGAACUUCGAGAAGCACAGGAGCGAGCUAAUACUGAGAAGCACAAAUACUUGGAGCUACAAGGUAUCCUGGAGGAAGAGAGAAAAGAAACUAAACAACAAGCUGAUGAAUCUGCAAAACAGAUAAAACUUCUUCAAGGCCAGCUGCGGCAGCUCCAAGACGAAAUGGGUGUUCUCAGAGAGCAGAUGGAUGUUUCCUCCAGUUCACGAGACGAGCUGCAAAGCGCACGUGACGAGGCGAAGUCACUGAAACGCGCCCUGGAGUCAGCCGCUGCUGAGCGGGACCGUGACGUCGCUGCCAUCCAGACGAACCUGGCAACCGUCUCGAAGGAUCUGGACAAAUGGCGUCAGACUGCUAACAAAUAUGAGCAAGAGAUUGACAACCUACAGCGUGACCUUCAGCAGCAGAGCAAGCAGUGGCAGAAAACUGCAGAGAUACAAGCUGGUGAGCUGCAGUCCAUGCAGGUGGAGUGUAAUGGCCUACAGAAGGAAUGUUCUGUCCUGCGAUCUGAGAAACAAGACAUCGUGAAUAAGCACCAGAAGGAAAGGAGCAGUCUGCAAAGCGAAUGUGCUUCCCUUAGAGCUGAGAAGGAAGAACUCCUCAAGACUCACCAGAAAGAGAAGGGCAACCUGCAGAGUGAAUGUGCAGCUCUGCGCUCUGAGAAAGAGGCUGUGCUGCAGAAACAGAAGCAGCUGGAGAAAGACCUUGCCAGUUCACGUGCCCAGAAUGCUGAACUAAGCAACAGCCUCAAGGCCCUAGAGAGAUCCCAGCAGGAGUUAGAGAAGAGGCUGGCGGCCCUGCAGCUCCAGCACCAGCAGGAUAGCACCAAGUUGCAAAGCCAACUGGAUGAGGCAGACAGUCGCAGCAAGGCUCUGCAGAAAGAGUAUGAGGAGGCUAAGACGGAGCUGUCAGACCUAAAGGAAAAAUAUGAGAAGACCGAGCAGGAAAAACAGUCGCUUACAGAUGAACUUGAGGAGUGCAAAGCCAACAUGAAGGAAUUACAGGAGAAGGGAACUAAGACAUCCCUAUUGCUGCCUGUUCAAGCCAUAGUCAUCGGCCUUAUCCUGGCUUUGCUGUAUUGGUGCUUCGGCGCAUUGUGGUAGUAAGAAACCAUGGAUGAUCUGGGGGCCUGUGGUCGCUGUGGCUCUAACAGCUGUGACUGCUGCUGUGCUCUUCAGGACCUGAGGGCAACUCGCUCAAACACACACACACAUGCACAAACAAAUGAAUCCAUAUUUGUUGUCAGAUUUGUCUGCACUGAAACAGAGAAAAACUUGCCCCCUUAUCAUAUCUGCACUAUUAAUUAGGAGGGCUCAUACUUAACACUGUUUAAUUUUUAAGAUGCUCUAUUUUAGAUGGCAGAGAUGUUAAUAAAAGAAUGUCAGUUUUGUGUGCAAAUGAAUACGUUUGUUUGUAUGUCUGUUACGUGAUGCAACUCUAGUUGGGUCAUUUUUUUGGUUACUAUUUUGACUUAUAGGAUUAUCCAUUAAUGAAUGUAAAGAUACUCUACACAGUUAAUUAAUUCUAAAUAUACAUGAUGAUAUUUUUGGGGUUUGAACCUCCCUAAAUGUAACACAUCUCUGUAAUUGUCGGAAUAAUAAAUAUCACAGUAUUCAGCCCUGAA